AUGCAUGCACUCCGUACUGUACGUACAGUAGCUACAGUCAAAUCAUGCACUAUUGGCGAAAGCUUGAAACUCAAAUCUACACUGGCCAAAACGACAUCAUUGUGUGAACAAACAGUGACUUCGUACAGGGAGCCAUCUAUCUUAUGCGACAGCCAGCCACUGAAUGCCACAUCUUCCCGAGGCAUUGUGCGAAGACCUGAUACUUGCUUCGAUACCUACCCCGGUACGGAUAUCACUCGCAAUACAAUGUUUGCACUUCAAGUUUUGUCAUUCGUUGUUCACAUCAUUUUUUCACCAUCGGGGUAUCCAUUUUCUUCUGUGCGCGCCGCGAAGCCCGAGGUACAAGCUGGACCGUGA
Messenger RNA from Botrytis fragariae, 357 nucleotides. RefSeq lists its product as uncharacterized. NCBI's taxonomy places the organism in Eukaryota, Fungi, Ascomycota, Leotiomycetes, Helotiales, Sclerotiniaceae. The transcript has 4 exons. The record is from RefSeq and is a predicted model, not a curated record. Bases 1 to 357 code for a protein of 118 amino acids.